Nerophis lumbriciformis (worm pipefish) is the source of this 1948-nucleotide messenger RNA. Lineage: Eukaryota; Metazoa; Chordata; Actinopteri; Syngnathiformes; Syngnathidae. The record is from RefSeq and is a predicted model, not a curated record.
GCAACAUGUUGAGAUCAUUGCCCCCUCGCUCCAAGCAGAAAUGGCCCCAAAUGAUCCAGACAAUGACUUUUGUGUAUAAUUGCACUGUGCAUGAGACGACUGGGUUUGCGCCUUUUUAUUUGAUGUUUGGGAGAACCCCGAGAUUGCCGGUAGAUCUCCUCUUUAAGAAUGUGUUUCGGGAUGAGACUGUGUGUGACUAUAACAUAUAUGUAAAGUCCCUUUUAGAGGACCUGCAUUGUGCCAUGACGCUUGCCCAGAAGAACUGCUCUGCUGAGCAGAAGCAUCAGAGCGACCAGUACAACAGAAAGGUCAAAGGUCAGCCUCUUUCACUUGGCGACCAGGUGCUGUUGGCAAACAAAGGUGUCAAAGGGAAGCGUAAACUUUCUGACAAGUGGUUGCCUGUUAUACACACUGUGGUGGCCUCAAAACCCGACCUGCACAUCUACCGGAUCAAGGAUCCAGAGGGGAAUGAACGUGUUGUUCACCGUAACCUGUUGCUCCAGGUUAACUUCCUGCCAUUAGAUGGAGCUGUGGAGGAUGAUACUGGACCAGUGGUCAUGCCUGCCACAGCAGUAUUUGAUGGGUGUGAGUCAGAGGUGUCGGAUACGGCAGCUGCAACUGUUGGGACAUCCCAUGCUGGUUCCCUCUUGAGUGCUGAUGCUUGUGAUGAUGGCCGUACUGACUCAUGGGUCCAUGAGCAGUCUUCCUUUGAUGAGCCUCAGUGUUCAGAGCCCGCUAAAGUAGUCUCCCCUCCAGACAGUGGCCAUAUUGCUGCUCUGGAUCCCCCGAUAGCUCUCUCUGCUCCCUCACUGCAAUUAGUCCCAGUUGGUCCACCUCAAGCAUCUGGUGCUGAAAACCAAUUUGCCUCACGGUUUGGCAGAGUCAUUAAACCUGUUUACCGAUUCAUAGAGUCCAUGGUUCAACUUGAGUCCAUAUUAGGGGUCGAGCCAGGCUCCCAUACUGUUAUUAGUGUGUGAGAUAUGACCAGAAAGCUGUUUUGUGCUGCUCUUGGUAUGGACUCAAUGUUCUGAAAAACUAAUUUUUCCCUACUCACCCACAAUGUUGGCCUGUGUAUGUGUGGUGUAUAAGGCACCUCACCUUGUCUAUAGAGUACUAUGAGUUCUUGCUGGGCGCCAAGCAAGUCUCUUGUUCUCUUAUCCUUUAAAUAGGAAGCGUAUAUUGCUGUUUAAUGCAAAUUUGUGAUUUUCAUGGCUAUUGUGUUUACACAUGUGUACUGUUCUUGCAAACCGGACUUUUGUGUAAUUCUUGGGGGGUGAGUGUAACAGGGUCCAUUAUGUCUUGUAAAUAAUGUAUUUUAUAAUGCUUUAUUAUUGUUAUAAUUACACAAAAUGUGUAAGUUACAUGUAAAUACCUGAAUAUUGUUUGAUGUUUUGUCAAUGUGGAACCAUUGUCUCGUUGUCCCUCCUACUGCAAUAAUUACGGUGACACCUGUCUUUAUAUAUGCGUUGGACACGCCUUCCAACUUCACCUUUUGUCCACCAUAACGGGAGAGGUAGGCGUCCAUGCGACGACAGAAAAUGUCAUGUUAAGAACUUCUGUUCAUUUUCUUGUUCUGUAUUGUAUUUUGUGUAGGGACUCGACGACGUCAAAAACUUAUUGACAACAAUUGUGUUCUGUUUUAUCAGUAAAGUGCAGCUGAGCAAUCCAUGGUGUCGGUCGUUUUUCACAAAAGCCACACAACGCAGAGAGGAAAAGACCACCGGUUACAUAUGCCUUGAGCUCUUAUUUUGAAGGCGCUAAGAGCGGAAUUUUGACACGUUGGAGUGGAGCGGAAGUUUUUGAAAGAAUGUAAAUAAAGUGGUCCUCGUGUAAACUGGAGCCUCCGUGUUUGUUAUUUUGUAGUUUCAUACAGUAUAGGCGACAUUUAUAAACCCUCGGUUACACUUUUUUAAAUAGAUUCAAUCUUGCACGUGGAAAGUUGAAGUGA